Amyelois transitella is the source of this 1684-nucleotide messenger RNA. Its product is annotated as CCR4-NOT transcription complex subunit 7. NCBI's taxonomy places the organism in Eukaryota, Metazoa, Arthropoda, Insecta, Lepidoptera, Pyralidae. Gene Ontology annotation, molecular function: poly(A)-specific ribonuclease activity; nucleic acid binding. The transcript has 8 exons. The coding region runs from base 344 to 1225 and encodes 293 amino acids. The record is from RefSeq and is a predicted model, not a curated record. Gene Ontology annotation, cellular component: P-body; CCR4-NOT complex; CCR4-NOT core complex.
AAAAGCAAAAAAAUACAAUAGAUAAAAAAAUAUGGCGUUUGGCAACAGUUGCAGUAUUUCUGUAUUUUAUUUUGUAAAUUUAGUUUUUCAGCUGGCAUCGAAUUUCUGUCCAGUUUAUUACUUAUCGUGACUAAAUAUAAACACUUAUAUACAAGAUCAUAUUUGUGUUUCCCAAUGUACUAUGAUCUUAAAGCCGUAACCUAUAAAGCAACUGUUUUCGUUUACAAAAGCUGGAAUAAGAAUAUUUUUACUUAAUUUUGGCACAAUAUACCGCAAAACAAAAACCACGGCGUCGAAAAAACCGGAAGAAUCUACCCAUACAGAAGCAGACAACCGAUUUAAGAUGCCUGCAGCAAGUUUUGGCUCUCUGGCCCAAUUACCGGCUAACGGAGACUGUGGCAUUAAAGAUGUUUGGAAUCAUAACCUUCAUGAAGAGUUCCAAAUUAUUAGACAGUUUGUUCCCCAGGUUGUUCAAAAAUAUCAUUGGGUGGCAAUGGAUACUGAAUUUCCUGGAGUGGUUGCUCGGCCUAUUGGAGAAUUCAGAUCAACUGCAGAUUAUCAAUAUCAACUCUUGAGAUGUAAUGUAGAUCUGUUGAGGAUAAUCCAAUUGGGUCUUACUUUUAUGGAUGAAAAUGGAAAAACUCCCCCUGGUUACACCACUUGGCAGUUCAAUUUCAAAUUCAACCUGCAGGAAGAUAUGUAUGCACAAGAUUCCAUUGAUUUACUACAAAACUCGGGACUGCAGUUUCGAAAACAUGAAGAAGAUGGCAUUGAACCACUUGAGUUUGCAGAAUUACUCAUGUCGUCUGGACUUGUGCUCAUGGACAAUAUAAAGUGGCUAAGUUUCCAUUCUGGAUAUGACUUUGGAUACUUAUUGAAACUCCUGACUGACCAAAACCUACCCCAGGAUGAGAAUGACUUUUUUGAAAGUUUAAGGUUAUAUUUUCCUACAGUAUAUGAUGUGAAAUACUUGAUGAAACUUUGCAAGAACCUGAAAGGAGGACUUCAAGAGGUGGCAGAUCAGCUUGAACUAAGACGAGUGGGUCCACAACACCAAGCAGGCUCUGACUCUCAUCUCACAGGAAUGGCAUUUUUCAAAAUAAAAGAAAUAUUUUUUGAUGACAACAUUGAAAGCUCGAGUGGCCACCUGUAUGGACUCGGGGCACCAUUUUCAGUAAAUGUCAACAAUUUCCAAGACAAUGGUGAGAAUGGUAACUCUUCUUGAUGCGCGGAAUUUAUUUUUAUGGUCAAACUCACGCUGAAGCCAUGUCUCUUCCAGUGGUUAGGCAUGUGGAAAAAGUGUCAUAAAAUAAAGUGCUGUGUACAUAUUUGAACCAUGUUUGUGAACUAUUUUUCUUUAUUAUAAAUUUAUUUUAAAAUCAUUUUGUAAAGACAAAUCAGAAUGUGACAAAAAUUAUUUCAUUUUAGUACAUACAUAAUCAAGAAUUUAUUUUAUCAUUAUAAUUUGCAUGCAAUAAAAGAAACUUUCUCAUAAUAUGCUGUAAACUUGAAAAGGUGACCAAUAUAUAUUUUUAUUAUAGGAUUUAAAAAGUUUAUUUGAUACUUAAAAUAAUAUUUGUCAGUUUUUCAAGUGAAACAAAUUGAUCAAUUAUUUGUACAUGUGUUUUAUACAAAUAGACAUAAGGACAUGUAUUUUUUGUCUAAGCCCUUUUUUCUUUUGUUA